This is a messenger RNA of Pyrgilauda ruficollis (rufous-necked snowfinch), 4724 nucleotides long. Its product is annotated as cohesin subunit SA-2-like. NCBI's taxonomy places the organism in Eukaryota, Metazoa, Chordata, Aves, Passeriformes, Passeridae. Gene Ontology annotation, biological process: sister chromatid cohesion. The record is from RefSeq and is a predicted model, not a curated record. Gene Ontology annotation, cellular component: chromatin; cohesin complex; nucleus. The transcript is spliced from 33 exons. Gene Ontology annotation, molecular function: chromatin binding. Bases 225 to 3782 code for a protein of 1185 amino acids.
GCGCUCCCCGCCCCUGCCGGGCCCAGCGGCCGCCGUGAUUGACGCCGGGCCCGGGCUGGCCGCGCUGGGCAGCGCCCGGGAGGGACUGCGGCGUUGUCGUUUUCGGCCGCUGCUCCGCCCGCAAAAGCCGAAGGGUUGUUAAGUUUUAAACACUCUCGAUUUCGGUGAAGUUUCCUCAGAAGGUCGUGUCAGCUUGUUUGUGCUGCUGAAAUAAUGUGGCGGAAAUGAUAGCCGAGCCCAACGCAGCCAGUAACCUUCCCAGCCAAAAAGAGAAUGCUGUCCAUGAUGAGACAGUGCCCGAGUCUCCUGCUCAGAAUGGCACCUGUGUGAGAAAUGGCAACCUGAAAACACCAAGAGAGAAGCGGAAGGUCCGAGAGCAGUGCGAAAACAUAAGGAGGAAUUCUCCCGCUAGCAGAAGAGUGAGCCAGCUGCAGAAUGGAGAAGUGGUUGAGGCAGUUACCUUGUUUGAAGUGGUUAGCAUGGGGAAGCAGGCCAUGCAGUCUGUAGUAGUUGGCUGGGUUGAAGCUUAUAAACAAGACAGGAAUGUGGCACUUCUGGAUCUCAUCAACUUCUUCAUUCAGUGCUCAGGCUGUCAAGGCAUGGUAACAGCAGAGAUGUUUCAAAGUUUGUACAAGAAAGAUAUCAUGCAAAAAAUGACAGAGACCUUUGAUAAGGAAACUGGGUUGCAGUAUAAGAAAUUCAUGGCCUAUCCUUGGAUCCUGACAGUUACUUGGCCGGUGGACAUGGACAAUGAAGACUACCCACUGAUCAGAACAGGACCCUAUUGGAAGAAGUUCAAGGCCAAUUUCUGUGAAUUCAUUGCAGUGCUUGUCCAGCAGUGCCAGUGCAGCAUCCUGUAUGAUAACUACUUGAUGGACGCCAUCAUCUCGCUGCUUACAGGGUUAGCAGAUUCCAUGGUCAGAGCAUUCAGGCACACAAGCACUUUAGCAGCAAUGAAACUUCUCACAGCAGUUGUAAGCGUCCAUCUGAACCUUGAUGUCAACAAGCACAACGCUCAAAAAUUGUAUGAGGUGGAGAAGAAGAGGCUAAGUGGCAAGAGGACCAGUUACAGACUUGAUCAGCUAGAGAGAAAAAGGAAAGAGUAUGAGCAUAAGCUUCUAGAGAUACAGAACAUGAUGAAUGCUAUUUUCAAAGGGACUUUUCUAAACCGUUACCGUGAUGUUAUCCCUGAGAUCAGAGCAACUUGCAUUGAAGAAAUUGGCAGCUGGAUUAAAACAUACCCAGAUGCUUUUUUGAAUGAUAGCUACUUAAAAUAUGUUGGAUGGAUGCUCUAUGAUAAGCAAGCCGAAGUGCGGUUGAAAUGUCUUCUGGGACUGCAGGGAAUUUAUAGCAGAAAAGAACUUGCUUCCAGGAUGGAUCUCUUUACUAACAGAUUCAAGGAUCGAAUUGUGUCCAUGCCUCUGGACAAGGACCAUGAAGUAGCAGUUCAAGCCAUGAAACUCUUGAUGCUUAUGUCACAGAACUGUGAGGAUGUGUUAUCAGCUGAAGACUGUGAAAUGUUAUACCAGUUUGUUUAUACCACUCACCGUCCGCUCGCAGUAGCAGCUGGGGAAUUCCUUUAUAAAAGGCUGCUUAGUCAUAAGAGAGAUAAAGAAGUUCAGCCCAAAGGAGGAGGAAAGUUUGGGGCAAGCACUGACCAAUUGAAAAGGUUAAUAGACUUUUUCCUGGAGAGUGAGCUACACAAACAUGUUGCAUACCUAGUAGACAGCUUGUGGGACUGGGCAGGCAAAUUCCUGAAGGACUGGGAGUGCAUGACCACUCUGCUGUUAAAAAAUGCUGAAGAAGCUGGAGAAGCACUGAGCGAUGCCCAGGAAAGUGCUCUCAUCGAAAUCAUCCUCGCGACAGUCAGAGAAGCAGCUGAAGGUCAUCCUCCAGUGGGCAGAGGUGCAGCCAAAAAAAUUUUGUCAGUAAAAGAGAAGAAAAUCCAAUUGGAAGAUUGUACCAAAAUUACUGAGCACUUUAUUAUGGUGCUUCCUCAGCUCUUGGCAAAGUAUUCAACAGAUGCACAAAAAGUGGCAAGUCUUCUGCAGAUUCCUCAGUAUUACAAUUUGGAUGUUUACAGUACAGGACAUCUAGAGAAGCAUUUGGAUGCUUUGCUGAGAGAGAUAAAAGACAUUGUGGCCAAACACUCCGACAUGUCUGUCCUCGAGGCUUCCUCCAGGACUUACUAUGUUCUCUGCCGUGAAGAAAUUGCCAUCUAUAGCCAGGUGGAUUGUGCUCGAACUCAAAUGAUAGAUGAGUUGAUGAAACAGCUUAACCAGCUACUAGAUUGCUUCUGGCAAAAGGAAGGAGGAUUUUGUACAGAUGCAGGAGAAAUUUCCCGGAUGCACUCUACUUUGAGAAGAGUAGCAGCUUUUCAUAACCUGCUGAGGCUACUGUGGUUUUCCAAAGAGAAGUCUAAUGCUGAGUUGAGAAUACUCAAUUAUAAUACUAUUAUCCUACCAGCUCUCCAGUGCACAUAUUUUUCUCUCCUGUGGCAACUAGCUGCAGUUUCAGAAAAUUCUCCCAAGGAGACUCUUUUUCCACUAAGAAGGCAGCUGAGACAUUUCAGUCAGAUUUGCACAUGCUUCCUCCACCAUAAGGAAAAAGAUGUAAGAGAAAAGGCCUUCAUGAUACUUUGUGACUGGUUGCUGAUUUUGAGUCACCUGGAUUCAAAUAAUGAAGAAGCAGUUGGACUUCUAGGUUAUCUUCCUAACACACAACUUCAGGAAAAGCUGUUUUCAUUUAUCCAGGAACACGUUUUCAAGGAUGGAGAAGAGGAAAAAAAAGAUCUGACAGAAGAGGGAAAGGAUGACACUUGCAAACUUGAUGACUUGCACAAAAAGCGGAGUCUUCUGGCAGCAUACUGCAAGUUAAUAGUGUAUAAUGUGGUAGAGAUGACUGCAGCUGCUGAGAUCUAUAAGUAUUAUGUGAAGACCUACAGUGAUUUUGGAGACAUAAUUAAAGAAACGUUAAGCAAGAUGAGGUACAAUAACAAAAUUCAGAGUGCCAAGACACUGAUUCUCUGUCUGCAGCAGCUGUUUCAGACACAUGCAGAAAGCCAAGACAGCAGUAAUGGUGUGGACUUCUCCUCUCCUUCCUUUGCAAACAUCAAAGAACUUGCUCGCCGCUUUUCACUAACAUUUGGUUGGGACCAAGUGAAAUCUAGAGAAUCUAUAGCCAUGAUACACAAGGAAGGGAUUGAAUUUGCUUUUCAAGGAGCUACUGGAGUAGAUGGAAAAUGCUUGCCUCCUAACUUGAGCUUUCUGUUAAUCAUCAGUGAAUUUUCCAACAAGCUGCUAAAGCCAGACAAAAGACUAGUGUACAGUUACUUACGGAGGUACAUAACAGAGCCACUGCCCUGCAGAGGAGACAAAUGGCAGCCUUUGGUCUGGUACAGAAACUCUUUAUUGGCAAAUGAAGAUGAGGAGAGCUCUGUCCUUGGCAGUUUGGGAGAGUGGCCCCCUGUGGGCUCAUCUAAGACAUCUUCUUUUAAAAGGAAAUUGUCUAAUGGGUCUUUGCCUGAAACCAGCCAGACUGAAGCAGGAAGCAAAGCCCCAGAACAGCAGUGUGUUUCCCAGUUUUCCUCUGCAGCAGGGAAAAGCAGAAAGAGGCUGAAAUCUCAAGAGAUGCACUUGCAGGAACAUUUGCCAUUCCUUUGUCCAGGAGGGCUGCGUAGAAAAUACUGCAAAGACGAGGUUAAGAGAGAAGAUGUCUCCGAGGGGGGUCCAGAAGACACAAUUGAAGAUGUUGAUGUCGUUGGUACAGAGCAGGACAGUUAAGACACUGAGAGGAUGAACAGAAGUGAAGCACACGCUAUGUUUUUUCUGCAAAUUGUUUAACUCAUCCAUGGUGUGAGAGCAUCAACUGAGGUGGCAGGAGACAUGGAUCAAGUUGUCUCUGUGCCCAUGGGCAUCCACCCAGAACCAGUCUGUAGCACUGUGGUUGAUUUCUCACCAUUGCUGGUUGUGAGCGUUACUGAGGUGGCUGCUGCAGCGCUAGGGUUGGGCAUUCUGAGCAUCAUUACUCAGCUGCAUCCUGAUCCUUGAUGCUGCCUUGGAAAAGCUCACAGCUGCACUGAAUCAAAGACACUGUGAACCAGGUGAGACAAGCUUGUUUGAAGCAUGUCGGGGCAGUGCUCUGCUGGCCAUGUUCUUUACUGUUUAAGAUAACCAAAUGGAGAUGUGUAUGUUUCCUGGCACCCAGUGCAGGGGAGAAAAGAGCCUGGCCCACCUGUGAGCACUGGGACCUACUAGCUGAUAACAAGUGCCAUUUGCUGUGGAAAACCUGGAGCAGUCAUGGGAAAGUAUUUCUGAAUUCCAUUGCUUAGAAAGAUGUGGCUAGAGGACAUGUUCCAGGAAAACUUAUCAAGGCUUCAGAGUAAGAAAGAAACAAUGGACCAACUGACUAUUUUCCUCUGGAAGACGUCCUUUGUACAGUGAUCAUGUGGUGUCUAUUGGAAAAAGCCUGGAAGACAAUGUAAAUAGACUGUAAAUAUGGCCAUUCAAAAAUAGAGGUUUUUUUGCAUUAAGAAUUUGCAAAUGAUCAUCACUCAAGAGUGUUUCAGUGGCAGUAGGCUGGGGAGUGGGGGCUGCUUUCACUGACCCUUCUCACUGCUCCCUGGAAUUGUACAUUGCAGUAAUCAUAUCAGCUUUAUUUUUUUAUAUAUAUAUAUAUAUAUUUUGGAUUGUAACUGUGUAAAAUAAACUACAGAACUAUUGCUA